Messenger RNA from Aspergillus glaucus CBS 516.65, 643 nucleotides. Its product is annotated as phosphatase YCH1. Gene Ontology annotation, molecular function: protein tyrosine phosphatase activity. The coding region runs from base 159 to 584 and encodes 141 amino acids. The record is from RefSeq and is a predicted model, not a curated record. Gene Ontology annotation, cellular component: cytoplasm; nucleus. The transcript has 2 exons. Lineage: Eukaryota; Fungi; Ascomycota; Eurotiomycetes; Eurotiales; Aspergillaceae.
CUCUAUACAACGCUAUCUUCAGCGUUCCUUUGAAAGUCUGGGACUUAAAAUCCUUGUUUCGUUGCUGGCAACUCGACAGUCACUCCUUUUCUAUCUUGCUUUUGUUACUUUUUCUCCCACCCGAGUCCGUUCCUUCAACGAGAACUAUAGCUACAACUAUGUCUUCGAUCAAUAUCGUAACCCUUCCCCGUAUGAGCCGGGAUGCUCUAUCCGCGCUGCUCCUGUCCACUAGCACGCCCAGUAACCUGGCUAUCGUCGACGUCCGCGACUCAGACCACAUCGGCGGCCACAUCUACGGCUCCACCUGGGUCCCCAGCGCCACGCUCGAGCUACGCAUCCCCGAACUCGUCCGCACCCUCAAGGACAAAGAAACCGUCGUCUUCCACUGUGCCCUCAGCCAGCAGCGCGGCCCGUCUGCUGCGCUGCGCUAUGCGCGGGCGCGCGAGGGCGCUGUUGGAGCGGAGGAGAGCCAUAACCAGAAGGUUUAUGUUUUGGAGGGUGGAUUUGUGCAGUGGCAGGAGAAGUUUGGGAAUGAUAAGAGGUUGACGGAGGCUUAUGUGGAGGAUAUCUGGAGGGAGUAUUGAUUCCUGAAUGGGGUCGGUCGUACUUUUGCAUGCUGUGCAUGCUGGUAUGAUAUGGCCAG